Messenger RNA from Talaromyces marneffei, 534 nucleotides. RefSeq lists its product as uncharacterized. The transcript is spliced from 3 exons. The record is from RefSeq and is a predicted model, not a curated record. Bases 1 to 534 code for a protein of 177 amino acids. Lineage: Eukaryota; Fungi; Ascomycota; Eurotiomycetes; Eurotiales; Trichocomaceae. Gene Ontology annotation, molecular function: S-adenosylmethionine-dependent methyltransferase activity.
AUGGCACAAUCAAUCCACCAUAUAGCCCAAACCGGCUUCUCGGACGCCUCAUCCUACGACAAACACAGACCCACCUACACCACCCACGAAACAGACCUGAUCUUGAAUCGCACCCAUUGCGCAAAUCGUCAGGAUCUUAAAAUAGUUGACCUCGCGGCCGGCACCGGAUUGUUUACGGAAGCUCUGGCUGUUAGGCCAGAGGGAUAUGAAAUCAUUGCUGUUGAGCCGCAUGAUGAAAUGAGAAAGGAGUUGGAAGGGAAGGGUUUGAAUGGAGUGAGCGUUGUGAAGGGAUAUGCACAGGAAUUGCAGAUUGAGAGUGGAAGUGUGGAUGGGGUUUUCGCUACGCAGGCGUUUCAUUGGUUCGCUACUCUGGACUCCCUCCAAGAGAUUAGACGCAUCCUGAAACCAGACGGCUACUUUGCAAUGAUAUGGCACGUCAAUGACUGUCACUCCUCCCACCCUCUGACCAAGACACCUCGGUACUUACUACGCGUAUCCUCUUUAACGCGUAGCUGUGGUAUGGUUAUUGCGUAG